UAGGUUGGGGCGGCAAUUGGGGGAAUCGAGGCGUUUAAAACACGCAGAGAGGAUUCCGCUGUUAGCGAGGACUGUCUUUAGCUUCACCUCCUCCAUCAUCACCACCUCCUCCUCCUCCCUGUUGUCAUGAGAGGCGCGCAGGUUUACCGCAGAUCCUCCUCCUGACGGCCUUGCUUCAGUGUCAGGACACAGAGACAGGGCACGCGCUGAUUAUACGGAAGUAGCGUAUUGUGGGAUGCAGCUUUGGUGGGUUUUGUUGUUAUGUAGAAGCGGCACGCUGCAGCGCGCGCUCUGUUGCUGAACGAACAAUCACCGGGUCGAUAAUGUAACGAUCAUAAAACGGACAAAGGUGUUAAAAGGGGUUUGUUUUGGUUUUGGUUUUGGUUUUUUUCCUUCCACAUUCAUUAGUGAGAUUUCCCCUGAAUUCCACAACAAGGCAGCGCGUCGGGAGAAGAAUGGGAUUGCCCGCUUUGGAGUUCAGCGACUGUUACUUGGACAGUCCACAGUUCCGAGAGAGAUUAAAGUCCCACGAACUGGAGCUGGACAACACCAACAAGUUCAUCAAGGAGCUGAUUAAAGACGGAAAAGCGCUCAUCCAGGCACUGAAGAAUCUGUCUACAGCACAAAGGAAGUUUGCAGAGUCGCUGAACGAGUUCAAGUUCCAGUGCAUCGGCGACGCGGAGACAGAUGAUGAGAUCUGCAUCGCCAGAUCACUCCAGGAGUUUGCUGGUGUUCUGCAGAACCUGGAGGAUGAAAGGACACGGAUGAUUGAUAAUGCGAACGAUGUUCUUAUCACGCCACUGGAGCGGUUCAGGAAAGAACAGAUUGGAGUAGCCAAAGAGGCAAAGAAGAAGUAUGACAAGGAGACGGAGAAAUACUGCGCUGUCCUGGAGAAGCACCUCAGCUUAUCUGCCAAGAAGAAGGAGGCACAGCUUCUUGAAGCAGACAGUCAGGUGGAUCACGUGAGGCAGCAUUUCUACGAGGUGUCGCUGGAGUACGUGUUCAAAGUGCAGGAAGUUCAAGAGAGGAAGAUGUUUGAGUUUGUGGAGCCGCUGCUGGCGUUUCUGCAGGGGCUCUUCACGUAUUAUCACCACGGGUACGAACUGGCCAAAGACUUCAACCACUUCAAGACGGAUCUCACUAUCAGCAUCCAAAAUACGCGGAACCGUUUCGAGAGCACGCGGUCAGAGGUGGAGAGUCUGAUGAGGAAGAUGAAGGAGAACCCGCACGAGCACAAGAACAUCAGUCCUAACGUUAUGGAGGGUUACCUGUUUAUCCUGGAGAAACGUUCCUUCGUGUCCACGUGGGUGAAGUACUACUGCACUUACCAGCGUGAGUCCAAACGCCUCACCAUCGUGCUGUUCGACCAGAAAUCUGGAGGAAAAAUUGGGGAGGAGGAGAGCUUCGUCCUGAAGUCUUGCAUCCGAAGGAAAACCGACUCCAUCGAGAAGAGAUUCUGCUUUGACGUGGAGGCCGUGGAUCGGCCUGGAGUGAUGAUAACUAUGCAGGCUCUGUCAGAAGAGGACCGCAAGUUGUGGAUGGAGGCGAUGGACGGCAGAGAACCGGUGUACAACAUGAAUCGAGACAGCCAGAACGAAGCCAUGGCCCAGCUGGAUGUGAUCGGCUUCAACAUCAUCAAGAAGUUCAUCUACGCCAUAGAGACACGAGGAAUCGAUGAACAGGGGCUCUACAGAAUUGUCGGCGUCAGCUCCAGAGUGCAAAAGCUACUGAGCCUCACCAUGGAUCCUAAAACAUGUGCUGAUGUAGAGCUGGAGAGCUCGGAGUGGGAGAUCAAGACCAUCACCAGUGCCAUCAAACACUAUCUCAGGAUGCUUCCUGCUCCGCUGAUGACCUACCAGUACCAAAGAAGCUUCAUCAAAGCUGCCAAGCUGGAUAAUCCCGAGGCACGUGUUCAGGAGAUCCACAGCAUCGUGCACCGUCUUCCCGAGAAGAACCGUCAGAUGCUGGAGCUGCUCAUGAAGCACUUGGCUAAUGUUGCGAGUCACCACCAGCAGAAUCUGAUGACGGUGGCGAAUCUGGGCGUGGUGUUCGGCCCCACCCUGCUGCGGCCGCAGGAGGAGACCGUGGCUGCAAUUAUGGACAUCAAGUUCCAAAACAUUGUGGUGGAGAUCCUGAUUGAGAACCACGAACGUAUCUUCAAAGAGACUCCAGUACCUGGAGCGGGACAAAGCAGCUCGCAGACCAGCGUCCACAGGAGGAAAAGCACGGAGAGCAAAGCCCCAUCCUGCAGCGAGAGACCUCUCACACUCUUCCACACUCCCACACACUCCGAGAAAGAGCGGGCAGCAGUGGAUAAGAGGAACAGCGUGCACCUAAACUCUGAACCACAGCCAGCGCUUUCUUCACUCAACUGCAACAGCAAUCAGAACUGGAACAAGUUUAUUAACCUCAGCAGCGGAGACGGAGAACAGGAUAGUCUUCUUCAGGCACGUCAGAGCAGAUCUAAUUCACAUCAAAUUCCAAGAACUCGAGGUAGCAGUAUAUCAACCAGCUCAGCUUCACCCAGCUCCACCUCUCCACGCUCUCCUUCCUGGCCGAUGUUUUCUGCUCCCUCCAGUCCUCAGUCGGCUUCCUGCAUUUCCAGGGAAUUUUCCCCGCUCAGUGCUCCUCCGCGAAAGGCUCGGGCGCUGUACGCCUGCAAAGCCGAGCACGACUCUGAGCUCUCCUUCAUCGCAGGGACGAUAUUCGACAAUGUUCAUCCGUCACGGGAACCGGGCUGGUUAGAGGGAACGCUGGACGGGAGAACGGGAUUGAUUCCAGAGAACUAUGUGGAGUUUCUGUAGCUGUGGAGCAGAAGGUGACGAGAUCCUGCAGCCGAAAAAGCGAGGAGAACCCCAGAUCCAGAGAGCAGAUGGCUGUCUGUGUGUGUGUGUGUGUGUGUAGGCUGAGGACACUUGGCCAUCAAAAAGCACUGCCACAGAAAAAAAAAUUGGGACCAUUUUAGUUUUUCUCCAGCAGCUUAGGAACCUUUACUGAGAGACUCAUCACCAUAAAUCAUCCUGGAGCUGCGUUUCUACGGCAACCUCGCUUCUGGAAAAGGAUGAAACCUUCUUCCUGCCUCUUUGCUGCAGUCUGGAGCGUUGGGAAUGUCGCGUCUCCCAUCUUCUUCAGCUUUUUCUGUGUGAAAUGUUUAGAACUACUACGAGAAAGAAAAGAAAAAAAUGAUUGAGGAAUUAUUUUCUCUACUUUGCACUCUUUUGUAUUUUAGGGAACAAUUUAAGAAACGCUCAAGCUGUCUUCCUCUUCCUCUCACUUUUCUCAGCAGGUAUGUUAAAGAGUAAAAUGUAAAAGAAUGUGAAUUCAGCGCCGAUCAGAUUUAAAGCCCAUCUUAUUUAUGCCGCUCUCUCGUCUGCGGCGGCUCUUCCUGUGUUAACUGUGUAAAUCCAUGAGGUAUAAUGUUUCUGUAAAUAAUUCUGUUUUGUAUUCUAGCUUACUAACUUAAUUUUGGUACCACUAUUGCUCUUUUUACAUACAAACAAAAAAAAAAAUCUAAGUUAAUUUUAUGAGUUUUAAUAUUCUUAACUGCGUUCCAGGCAUCGAGCUCGUGAUGUUCUUCAGAUUUUCUUUAUUAAACAUCAGAAUCGACUGCAUUUCUGUUUACCACAUGUUUCUUACAGAAUAAAACCAGAGCGACUUUCACUUCACUUUCGGACUGAAUUCGAAUCCUGAUUUCUAGAAAUGUUUUUAAAGAAAUGUGUGAAAAUGUCUGAUGUUCUUGUGGAGUCAUGAGGAGCAUCACCGAGUGAAAACGAACUAAAUCUAUUAACUAAUUACUCAGCCAUCUUGUUUUAAAAAAAGAAUAAAUAAAUUUCUCUCUGCUGUUGA
This is a messenger RNA of Hemibagrus wyckioides, 3846 nucleotides long. RefSeq names its product rho GTPase-activating protein 26-like. Gene Ontology annotation, biological process: signal transduction. The transcript is spliced from 24 exons. Gene Ontology annotation, cellular component: cytoplasm. NCBI's taxonomy places the organism in Eukaryota, Metazoa, Chordata, Actinopteri, Siluriformes, Bagridae. Gene Ontology annotation, molecular function: GTPase activator activity; protein binding. The coding region runs from base 456 to 2804 and encodes 782 amino acids. The record is from RefSeq and is a predicted model, not a curated record.